Polistes canadensis is the source of this 2727-nucleotide messenger RNA. It is a transcript of the gene Sec3, whose product is annotated as exocyst complex component 1. The record is from RefSeq and is a predicted model, not a curated record. Gene Ontology annotation, biological process: Golgi to plasma membrane transport; exocytosis. Gene Ontology annotation, molecular function: phosphatidylinositol-4,5-bisphosphate binding. The coding region runs from base 88 to 2235 and encodes 715 amino acids. The transcript has 10 exons. Gene Ontology annotation, cellular component: exocyst; plasma membrane. NCBI's taxonomy places the organism in Eukaryota, Metazoa, Arthropoda, Insecta, Hymenoptera, Vespidae.
ACGCAUGCAUGCAUUGCAUGCUUGUAUGCAUGUCAGCAGUAUAAAUUCUAAUGACAAUCGUUGACAGGCAAUACGUGUAUUAGACAUAUGAUGGAUUAUAUUCCAGAACUUUUAAUACCACCCACUACAUCCGAUUACCAACCUAUUACAGAAAAAGAAGCAUACGAUUUAAAACAAUUAAUAGAAGGUUGCGACUAUGCUGUUUCAAAUGCUGAACUUUUUAUGGAAACACUUUCUAAGGAUCUAUCCAUACUUGAUGGGGAAAAUGUACGGCUAGUAUUAGGUUCUGAGCCUCAAGUGGCUAAGUUAAUGAAAAGUAUAGAAGCUGCAGUAGAAGAAGCAUCUAUGGUUGAAGCACGCCUUGCAGCUUAUGACGAAGCACUUGGAAGAAUUAGAGAAGUUAUGGCGCGUGUGGGACAAAAGAAUCAAGCGAUACAUACAGCUAACAAUAAUGCUAGUUUCUUAUUAGAACAAUUAAAUACAGCGAUUUCACAGCUUGAUAUACCUGCAAAUUAUCAGCGCAUUUUAAAUGAAGCCGAUUUGCCAGGUGGACGAGAAGAACUUAGUCUUGCAGGAAUAUCACUUUUGAAAGCAAUGACAGCACCUUUACCGCUAGGUCUUGAUAAAUUAAGCGCAGUAACUGAACAAAAAAAACGUUUAGAAAAACUGAAAACAAAGUUUUCUGUCAUUGUUGCUAGACAUUUGAAUAAUCUUUUUAUACAUUUGGGUAAUGAUACAGGAGAAAAUAUAAAUUCUUCUGAAUUAAUUCUUCCAACGCACGAAGCUGUUCAUCACGAAUUAGAGCCAUAUACUGAAUUAAUGCAAUUAUUAAGAGCUUUAGAUAAUAAAGCUUUCGUGCAACUUGCUAAAGUAUAUAGGGAUACAAUGAGUAAAUUGUACAAGAGGGAUUUAAAAUACUUUUUCGAAAUAGCAAAAAAUAAGCUCAUCAGCAAACGACUGCAAGCUCAUGCUUCCAAAGGUAGUGGACAAAAAGCUGAAGACUUAAUUAAUCCAGCACCCAUGUGUCUUCUUAGCGCAGAAGUCUGGCCACCUAUAAGCGAAGGCCGUUUCUUAGAUAUGGUAUUAGAUGGUGUAUUAUCUCAAAUGCAGCCUGUAUGCCUCGCGGAACAGGCUUUUUGUAUUUCAUUUCUUCAAUUAGAUUCGGUUCUUACACCUUCAAAUAGUAAUGAAAUGGAAGAAACAGAAUGUGUAAAUAAUGGCGCAGCGAGUCCUGGCUCGGUAACUUCAACAGCAAGUAAAAAAUUAGAGCGGCAAGUAAAUGAAGAAGUACGUGCUACAAUGUCAGCUAUAUUUCCAUCUUUGGAAAUGGAAUUAAAUAAUUUUAUUGCCUUCCUAGACAAAGUUGAUAGUUUUUGGUGUAUGUACGUCUUAGUUCGUUUGUCACAACAUGUUAUGUCAGCUCAAGAUACCGGAUCCUUUUUAUCGAUGACUUUUGCAUCUGCCUUAAUUCAAGUGAAAAGGGGUUUUGAUAAAUUUAUGCAAGCACAGCAACAUUCAAUUUUAACAGAUACUAAAGUUAAUCGACGACAUAAAUGUGGUAUAUUGCCAUAUGUUGCUAAUUUUGGGCUUUUUGCAAAAACAGCGGAAAAAAUUUUCAAACAUUCUGAUAGAAAAGUUGAUUUAGAAAAAUGGUAUACGAAAUUGGUUGGCACGAUAUUUGAAGCUAUUGUUAUUCAUAGUAAAGAACAUCAUAAAACACCACCCGAAGUUAUAAAAAUGGAAAACUUCCAUCAUAUGUACGAUCUCUUAUCCCAAGUAAAGAUCUCAGUAUUAGAUCAAGAACGCAAGGAGGCUAAACAAAGAUAUCAAGAAGCACUUCGUGCAUAUGUCAUACAAUAUUUUGGUAGACCACUAGAAAAACUUAAUCUCUUUUUUGAGGGUGUACAAGCAAAAGUUGGAGCUGGUGUAAAGGAAUCAGAGAUUAGUUAUCAAAUGGCUUUCAGUAAACUAGAACUUCGACGAGUUAUAAAAGAAUAUCCUGCUCGAGAAGUAAAAAAAGGUUUAGAAAAUUUGUACCGAAAAGUUGAGAAGCAUCUGUGCGAAGAAGAAAAUUUAUUGCAGGUUGUUUGGCGUGAAAUGCAAGGAGAAUUUAUCGCCCAGUACAUAUACAUUGAAGAAUUGGUACGACGUUGUUAUCCGGACAGUAUGGUGACGCUUGAAUUUACGACUCAGGAUAUAUUAGAAUUUUUUUCAGAAAUUGCCCGAUCGCAUUAACAAUAGGUUUUAACCUGUAAUGUUUGAUACAAUGGUAUUAAACAAUCUAAAUAUUCUUUAACGUAUAAUUACACGUAUUACGAUUUAUAUAUCUAUAUAUGCAAUAUGAUAUAAAAUAAUAUUUAUGAUUAUUUUAAUAUUAUUGUCUUUCCUUUUAUCUUAGCAAUCGAUACUUGAUCGAAUUAUUAUGAUAAUGAUAUUUAUUUAUAAAGUGCACGACAGAAACAAAGUUUUAAGUUAUUUUAUUUACACUGAAUAAAUGGCUUAUAAACAUUCAUCGUAAAUAUAAAACAUGAAAAUAUACACAAUUUACAGUUGUAGGCCAUGGGCAGAAAAAUUGACAAAUACGUGCGCACAAAGAGCGAUGACUUAUUUUUAAAUUACUUUGAGCAACCUCGUUUCUUUUAUUCGACAAUGGACAAAUUUUGUGAUUAUACAUCGGACAAAUAAAAAAUAAUUAAAUUUUUGUUUAAUAAAUUCAUAAUUCUUCGA